UCACUUCCGAAGGUCAACAAACCUCGGAGGUGGUGAAGUGACAUGCCAACCACUUUUCAAUCGCUGCUGGACCAGCAAUUGUGCUUCUACUGAUAUCUAGAAUGACAGCGACAGAGACAAAAAAGACAAAAGUUUUACUUUAUGGACUCGGCGCUAUAGGAGGAUUCUAUGCUUUCAUCCUCAGCCGUGAUCCGAGCGUAGAGCUCAGCAUAGUUGCAAGAUCGAAUUUGGAAGUGGUCAAGAAAAAUGGUAUGACGAUACACACCUUGAAUCAUGGAUCGCAUACUGUACACUUUGACAGAGUAUUGAGCUGUCCACACAAGAUCGCGACGAAAUAUGAUUACAUCGUCUGCGCGCACAAGGCCAUCACUCCAGGCUUGGAUCCUGAUGACUUCCGAUCAGUCGCGAACAUGGACACCACAUUCGUGAUUUUACAAAACGGAGUAGGAAACGAAGAGCCAUUUCGUCAGUCUUUUCCUUAUUCGACCAUUGUGAGCUGUGUCAUAUGGGUAGGAGCGACACAAGAAUCACCAGGAGUGAUUAAACAUACCGCUUCCGAGCAUACGGACAUCGGACUGUAUCCCAACCCAAACAUUGAGCCUGAUUUAGAGACUGCGAGGCUAGAAGGCUUCGCGGCAAUGUUGAGAGCGGGCGGAACACCGUAUACCAUCUCUGAUGAUAUACAAGUCCGACGAUGGGAGAAGGUUGUGUGGAAUGUCGCAUGGAAUCCUCUGACAAUGCUGACACAGCAGAACACGCAAGACUGGCUAUCUUCCUCGAAAGAGAGUGUCUCCGUCACGAAGCGCCUCAUGCGGGAAGUGAUAGGUGUGGCGCGAAGAUCUGGAGUCGCAUUGGAAUAUGGGCUCGUAGAUAUCUUGAUGGAGAGAAUCCAAAGUAUGCCAGGAAUAGAGAGCAGCAUGAUGGUUGAUGCAAGGGAGGGCAGAAGAUUAGAGGUGGAUGUGAUACUCGGCACACCGAUGAGAAAGGCCAGGGAGUUUGGUAUGGAUGUACCGACACUAGCAACGGUGCAUGCUCUGACUGUUGCAGUAGACUUGAGAAUCAGGCACGGGUUGGGUGGAAUGAGAUAAUGUACUUAUCCUCCAUGUUAAUGAGCUCCAUAUCUUUGGUGCAAGACCACUCUUGUGUCGCCUAAUUAGUAGUUGCCGUGUAUACAGCGGGACCGCUUUACUGCUGAGU
Messenger RNA from Aureobasidium subglaciale EXF-2481, 1197 nucleotides. RefSeq lists its product as uncharacterized. Lineage: Eukaryota; Fungi; Ascomycota; Dothideomycetes; Dothideales; Saccotheciaceae. Gene Ontology annotation, molecular function: 2-dehydropantoate 2-reductase activity. Gene Ontology annotation, biological process: pantothenate biosynthetic process. The record is from RefSeq and is a predicted model, not a curated record. Bases 102 to 1088 code for a protein of 328 amino acids. Gene Ontology annotation, cellular component: cytoplasm. The transcript has 6 exons.